Serpula lacrymans var. lacrymans S7.9 is the source of this 494-nucleotide messenger RNA. RefSeq lists its product as uncharacterized. NCBI's taxonomy places the organism in Eukaryota, Fungi, Basidiomycota, Agaricomycetes, Boletales, Serpulaceae. The transcript has 2 exons. The record is from RefSeq and is a predicted model, not a curated record. The coding region runs from base 127 to 342 and encodes 71 amino acids.
CUACGAUAAAGUGAAACAAGUUGCUCGAAGUUGGAGGCCAGGUCAAGUUCUAACCUGUACCUAUCGGUUUUUACCUAGACUGAGGAGAUUGAAGAGUAUAUAUCUAUGAAUUUUUGAUGGGAGAGCAUGACUGUGGCGAUCCUCCACGGCCGUUCCGAGUCGAGGAAGCAACCUGAAGUACUAGUAGGCGACAUUGCUGCCUUAUCUAUUCUGACUCGACAGACCUUUUCAAAGUGGAGCGCAGUAAUCUGUCUGGACUAUACCUGGAGCCAUGCCAGUUCGCUGAUAUUAUCCCAAAAUCAUGUUGGGAAGGCUGCAUACAAGCACAGCCGUCGCGAGUAAACCAGUAGGUGCCUGUCGGGGUCAUCCUAUUGGGUCACCAGGUCCAUAUGUCGGUGUUCUAUGUCAAUGGUAAGUGCUUUACCCACUACUGUCUGCAUGGCUCUUAGGAAUGGUAAGUGGCACGAAUAUAACAUAUGCUUUGCAAAGUCUUU